Molecule: messenger RNA, 1379 nt
Organism: Mangifera indica (mango)
Lineage: Eukaryota; Viridiplantae; Streptophyta; Magnoliopsida; Sapindales; Anacardiaceae
Product: membrane-embedded CAAX protease MroQ
Exons: 10
Coding region: 102-1145 (347 amino acids)
Biological process (GO): CAAX-box protein processing
Cellular component (GO): membrane
Molecular function (GO): metalloendopeptidase activity
Source: RefSeq, a predicted model, not a curated record
GCCUUAUCGCAUACAUAGUAAGAGGCUAAGAGCAAUUGCCCGCUUACCGUAGCUUUAGCUUCAAACUUUCCCCUACUCAAUACCUUUGUAAAACUAAAACAAUGAUUUGGUCUCUAGCUCAACCUUCCCUCUACUGUUUCUCCCAAUUUUCUUCGUCCAAAACCUUAACCAAUCAAACUCAUACCUUUCUUAUUAACACCCCAAACCCACUUUCAAGGUUUGGUAGUCUCAAGUCAAAGCCAAGAUUCGGUCCAACUUGCUUUUUCAAUGCCGGAAAAGACUCCAAGCCACCAAAUAUUCAAGCCAAUGAAACUAAAUUGGACUGGCCAGUGCUUAAGCGAUGGGACGUGCCAUGGGGAUGGCAGACAGCUUCGCUAACCUCGCUUGCUUGUGGAUUAAGUUUUGUUUUGACAGGAUUGGUAGAGACAGCUGCUAUACCUUAUUUAGGAGUUAAAAUUGAAGAACUAAGUUUGGAUGAGAAGGCAGAGAUACUGUUUUUGGAUCAAGGCAUUACAACUGCAGUUGUGAUUGCAGUUCUAUAUGGCAUUUCAAACUCUUUUAAACCGCUUCCUGAAGAUUUCUUCCAAUAUGAUUUGAGGGAGCCUUUCAAUCUACAGAAAGGAUGGCUUUUAUGGGCAGGGAUUGGUCUUGGCGGAGCCAUUUUAGCUAUUGCUUUAACAGGAGCUGCCAUGUCCUUGUUUAAUGGUGAGAACCCCCCACAACGAGAGACGGAUGCCCUUGUUCAGUUGCUUCCAUUGAUUGGAUCUUCAAGUAUUAGUACUGCUUGCUUGCUGGGCAUAACAGGUGUCUUGGCACCCCUUCUUGAGGAGAAUGUCUUUCGAGGGUUUUUUAUGGUGUCCCUGACUAAGUGGGUUCCUACACCAAUUGCCGUUAUCAUCAGUGCUGCUGUCUUUGCAUUUGCACAUCUCACUCCUGGAGAGUUUCCCCAGCUGUUUGUGCUAGAAACUAAAGGAACUUCUAGCAUUUCUGUAGGGACUGCUUUGGGAUUUUCAUAUGCUCAAACUCGCAACCUCCUAACCCCCAUCACAAUCCAUGCUUUCUGGAACUCGGGAGUAAUUUUACUUCUUACCUUUCUUCAGCUUCAAGGAUAUGAUCUCAAGGAAUUGUUGCAGGCAGCCUCAUAGUGCCAAAUUUCUUCAUUUUGCAAUAGUAUGGAGCUUCAAAUAUAUGCGCUUUUUUUUUUCAAGUAAUAGUCCCAGUGUAUCCUUUUUUCUUUUUUCUAAUCUCAGUAAUACAUUUUAGAGAUUCAUACAAAAAGUAGAGAAAACAAAAUGCUUAAAUAUGUCAAUAUGUAACAUUAAUUAUUGAAUUCUUGGAAUGAAAGUAAAGGGAGAAAGAAGAUGGGUUCUUUGGCAGAA